Molecule: messenger RNA, 3842 nt
Organism: Rhagoletis zephyria (snowberry fruit fly)
Lineage: Eukaryota; Metazoa; Arthropoda; Insecta; Diptera; Tephritidae
Product: DNA polymerase zeta catalytic subunit-like
Biological process (GO): translesion synthesis; double-strand break repair via homologous recombination
Cellular component (GO): nucleus; zeta DNA polymerase complex
Molecular function (GO): nucleotide binding; DNA binding; DNA-directed DNA polymerase activity
Source: RefSeq, a predicted model, not a curated record
AAUCAUAUCGACUUGGAUAGUACGUUAGCACCACUCACACAGGCACAUAAAAAAUUUAAUCCCUCACCGGAGUUAUUAGAUAAGCAUGUGGGAGCAGCAGCUGUCAGUCAACCUUUUCCAGAUAGUGACACCGAUUCCAAUGAAGAUGAAAAUGGGAAUCCCCUUGACUUUUCCAUUGCCUUAGAGAACAUGGAGGAAUUAAUAUUAAAAUUUACACAAAGCCAACCAACAGAAGAAGAAGGAUCUAGGAUAGAUUUUCCUCAAGUGGAUGGCUCGGAUGAUUUGGUACCAAAAACUCCUACUAAAACUGGAAGUCGACUGAGAGAGGGUAACAGUAAAAAUGUGAAAACAUCCCCAUGUACGCCAAGGACCCCUAGCCGAGGGAAUCUCUCACCGAAGCGAUCACCGCGCACUCCAAAGUCGAGCGCAAGCAAGAAAUAUGCGCCAUUACCGCUAAAAAUCACUUGCAAAAAGACUGACAAGAGCGAAAAUAAGGACAAUGAAAUAACUCCAGUACGGCAUUCAGUUAUGAGAAAUUUAGAUAUCGGUUCUAGCGUCUCUAAAAGUGCGAAAAUUACUCUGAGUAAAAAGCUGGCAAUAACGGCAUUGCGUCGAAAAAGUGUCGAUUGGAGUCCAAGUACAAUGCAGCAACAGCAUAUUUCAAGAAACGAAGAAAGCGGAAGUGUGAAACGCACACCUAUUCGACGUUCUAGAAAUACUAAGGACUUAGACAGAACGCACAUUACCUGCGAGUUAACACCCCGGAGAAAAAGUGAACGGAUCUUAAAAGUCUAUAGCAUUGAAGAAGCAGUAUCGAAGGAAAUUAAACCGCCAGCCAAUCAAAUUCAAAGUAUAUGUCAGAAUUAUGAACCCAAUUCUGUUACUGAAACAUCACAUUCGAAUAGUCCGCGUGAUAUAAAAGAAACAGCUGGGCUAAAUACCACCAGAAAGAGUACACGGCUCGUUGAUGAUAGUCGAACUGUUAGCCGGUAUAGUUCUACGACUUCGCAAAUUCAACCCGGGAAUCCAUGUGUAACCGAAAGAACUCAGUCACUCAACAUUCGAAAAUGUGUAGUAAAACUUAGGAGAACUGUAAUUCAAACAAAUGGCGUUAGUCCGAAGAAUCCUGCAGCGGUAAAGAAAGUAGCUGGCAAAGGGGGCGGCAAAGAGAAACAAAUUACAAUGCUUAAACAACAGCAACCAACAAAUGGCAUUUCCAUUCCUACAGGCCAUGAAUAUAAUUUAAAAGAAAAUGACGCACAAUUGUGGCUUGAAGAGAAUACCGCAAAUCCUCUUAAUGAGUCAAACGAAAGUGACGAAAUUGCGGCAUCAGAUAUCGAGGAUGACACUAACUCAAUCGGCGCGAAACGUCUCCGGAGGAGCUUUCAUCUGGUACAGCGAAAGAAGAUGCUCAAAAACAAGGUCGUUUCAAACAAUUACAUUCAUGAACCAGCUGAAGGAGUCGAUGAAAUUAAUGAAUUUUCUGCUUCCCCAACAACGGAUGUUAGAAUUGAUGAUGACUAUGCAGACAUUGAUAACUUGCAUAUUCAAAGCUUUUAUGAUGCUUCAUUUACGGAAGACUUAAGUAGCCCACUUAAUUAUAGUGACGGCUCUAGUCACGUCAUAGAUUUGGCACGCCAAAUCCACUCAUCAAAUCAGAUAUUCAGAGAAGAGCCGAUUAACUCGCUGGAAUGUUGCCAACGUAUCGGUCACGCUAACCGUGCAGAACAAAAACUAAUAGCAACAAGUAAUAUUAAUAAGAGUAAUGUGUCACCGCUAAUAUCGGAGCCUGCAUCGAGUUUAUCGGAGCAUUUGGUACAACUUACACCUAUUCAUUUGCCACCAACUUUUGAUGAGGUAUUGGCAAGUUGUGUCAAACUGGACAUUCCUGAAUACGAAUUUCAAAGGCCCUUCUACGGCAAUCCGGACGAUAUAACACAGCUGAAGGAAGUCGGACAUAUAGUCUUGCAUAUUCCAGGUAAUCCAACAUUUUUGAAGAUAGCAAAGCCUCGUAAUCUGGUACCACUGUCGCCGAGCGUACAGCAACGCGCACACAUGAGAGCCCCUGAAUAUUUGCCUCUCAUUUUAGAACCGCAGUCGCGGUUUUACUCGGAUCCAGUCAUAGUAUUGGAUUUUCAAAGCCUCUACCCGAGCAUGAUAAUCGCUUAUAAUUACUGUUUUUCCACUUGCUUAGGACGUGUGGAACAUCUAGGACACUCUCCCCCAUUCGAAUUUGGAGCGUCACAGUUGGGCGUUUCGCCAGCAUUGUUGCGCCGUUUGGUGGAAGAUGACCUCAUUUCCAUAUCGCCCUGUGGUGUGGUGUUCGUUAAAGCCUCUGUUCGCGAGGGUAUUUUGCCGCGCAUGCUCAGUGAAAUCCUGAAUACUCGUCAAAUGGUUAAGCAAUCCAUGAAGUUGGAUAGAUCGAACUCUGCGCUACAGCGUGUACUACACUCCCGUCAGCUGGGUCUCAAACUCAUGGCGAAUGUAACUUACGGAUAUACGGCGGCUAAUUUCAGUGGCCGCAUGCCGGCUGUCGAAGUGGGUGAUUCGGUUGUUGCAAAAGGCCGCGAGACGCUAGAACGCGCCAUACGAAUGGUCGAGUCGAACGAAAAGUGGCGCGUGCGGGUCGUGUACGGUGAUACUGACUCGUUGUUUGUGCAGGUGCCUGGACGAAACCGGGAGACGGCUUUCAAAAUAGGCGAGGAAAUCGCAGAGGCGGUCACCAAAGACAACCCGCAGCCGGUCAAGUUGAAGCUGGAGAAAGUGUAUCAGCCCUGUAUACUGCAGACAAAGAAACGUUAUGUUGGCUACAUGUACGAAACAGCAGAUCAAACGGAACCCGUGUACGAGGCUAAGGGCAUUGAGACAGUGCGCCGAGACGGCUGUCCGGCUGUUGCAAAGAUGCUAGAGAAGGUAUUGCGCAUCCUAUUCGAAACGACGGAUGUGAGCCAAAUCAAACAAUAUGUUUGCCGCCAAUUUAGUAAACUGCUGGCUGGACGUGCCAAUUUGCAAGACUUAAUAUUUGCGAAGGAGUUCCGCGGAUUGAAGGGUUACAAGCCGACCGCAUGCGUGCCGGCGCUGGAAUUGACGAGAAAAUGGGUACAGAGUGAUCCGCGCCGAGUGCCGCGUUGUGGUGAGCGCGUUCCAUUCGUAAUUGUCAACGGACCACCAGGCGUACCAUUGAUACGGCUUGUGCGCAGUCCGCAUGAAGUACUCGAGGACGAAGGCUUGAAGAUCAACGCUGUUUAUUACAUUACCAAGGCUAUUAUACCUCCUCUUAAUCGCUGCCUCCUUCUCAUUGGAGCCGAUGUGAAUGAAUGGUUCGCUAGCCUACCGCGAAAACUUCUACUCGCACCACCAGUAUCCGCAGCUAAUAAACUCAAUAGUGGUAAUUAUGUGGCUACAGCGCAUCAGCCGAAGAAAAGCACAAUUUCACAGUAUUUCUCAGUUACGAAUUGUAUAACUGACUGUGGGCGCCAGACAAAGCAGGGCAUCUGUGAGGUAUGCGUACAACAACCACAACGAACAUUUGUUACGCUGCAUGCAAAAAUGGCUAAAAUUGAACGGGGUUAUCAGCUGGUGCAGCAGAUAUGUCAAGCAUGUUGCGGGCGAGUAGGAGAGUUGAAUUGCUGUUCCCUCGACUGCCCAGUAUUGUUUGUUAGUGAGGUGAAGCGGCGAGAUCUACAGCAACUCGAACAUAUGCGCAGUCUCUUAGACGAGAGGUUUUAAUUUUUAUAUGGAAUGUCGUACAUGGAUGCGUAAAAGGCAACAGGUUUGGACGCGUCACAGGUUGACCUCUUCACACUUUAUUAAAUCAAUAUCAGGUUUAAAAUUUCCAAGUA